Plasmodium adleri (nom. inval.) is the source of this 846-nucleotide messenger RNA. Its product is annotated as Cg6 protein. The transcript has a single exon. Bases 1 to 846 code for a protein of 281 amino acids. NCBI's taxonomy places the organism in Eukaryota, Apicomplexa, Aconoidasida, Haemosporida, Plasmodiidae. The record is from RefSeq and is a predicted model, not a curated record.
AUGAACAAAUACUUAAAAGCGUCGAAUUUAAUUUAUAUUUGUGCCUCUCUGGGUAUUCAUUCCAUAUUUUUUAAAAAAGAAAAAAGAACAAAUAAUAAAAAUUUAAGCCAUAUUAAAAAUUUCAUAAAAUUAAAAAAUAUAAUAUUAUUAACAUCUUGUGAAGAAAUUACCCCCCAUACAAAAGAAGAAGAAAAAAAAAAGAAUUAUAAUAGGUAUCACAAUCAAUUAUUUAAAAAUAAAACAAAUCAAAAUAAUAUACAUAUUGCUAAUAAUGAAGUAGUAAAUUAUUUAGAUGAAUUAUAUAAAGAAAAUAAAAAUGAAAAUGUAAUUACAAAGGGGGAUGAGGAAGAGGUAAAUUUUAAUUCAUCAAGUAUAUUGUCAUCCUUCGUUGAUGAUAAUAAAAAUGUAAAACAUAAAAAUGAUAAAUGUAUAAACGAUAAAUAUAUUAAUUAUCAAUAUAUUAAUGAUCAAUAUGAUAGUGAUAAAUGUAUAAAUGAUCAAUAUAUUGAAUCCGAAAGAGUUGAAGAAAAUAUAAAAUUAAGUGAAGAUAUAAUAAAUAUAAUUGAAAAUAUUUUAAACAAAUAUAAUGUUGUUUUAUUUAUGAAAGGGACAGCUUUAAAUCCUUAUUGUAAAUAUAGUAAACAAGCUAUUCACAUUCUAAAAUUAAAUAAAGUAAAAGAAAUUCAUACUGUCAAUAUUUUAGAUAAUCAACAAUUAAGAAAUGCUUUAAAAAUAUAUUCUAAUUGGCCUACGUUUCCUCAAUUAUAUGUUAACCAAAAAUUUGUAGGUGGCAUAGAUAAGUUGCAAGAAUUACAUGACCAAAAUAAAUUCAAAGAUAUAAUAUAA